Drechmeria coniospora is the source of this 342-nucleotide messenger RNA. RefSeq lists its product as uncharacterized. The record is from RefSeq and is a predicted model, not a curated record. The transcript has a single exon. The coding region runs from base 1 to 342 and encodes 113 amino acids. NCBI's taxonomy places the organism in Eukaryota, Fungi, Ascomycota, Sordariomycetes, Hypocreales, Ophiocordycipitaceae.
AUGCAUGCUAUGGCGGCUGUAACUGCUGUGACUACCGUAACUGCUAUGCAUGCUAUGGCGGCUUUAACUGCUGUGACUAAUGCAACUGCUAAGGCUUCUAAGAUUUCCGUGACUGCCGGAGCUGCUAGAGCUGCUAUAUUUACUGCAACUGCUAUUUCUGCCAUUGCUGGUAUGACUGCUAUGACUUCUGGAGCUGCUGUGACUGCCGUGACUGCCAUGACUGCCAUGGCCGCUGCCACUACCAGAGCCUCUGCAACUGCAGCUGCUGUGAUUGCAUGGCUGCUGUGUCCCAUCUUUUUUGCCUACUGCCGUUGGUUGUGGCAGAUGGUGCAAGUAUCUUGA